Molecule: messenger RNA, 1882 nt
Organism: Coccidioides immitis RS
Lineage: Eukaryota; Fungi; Ascomycota; Eurotiomycetes; Onygenales; Onygenaceae
Product: dual specificity phosphatase
Exons: 3
Coding region: 182-1882 (566 amino acids)
Biological process (GO): negative regulation of cell population proliferation; cell motility; phosphatidylinositol 3-kinase/protein kinase B signal transduction
Cellular component (GO): cytosol; cell projection; plasma membrane
Molecular function (GO): protein tyrosine/serine/threonine phosphatase activity; phosphatidylinositol-3,4,5-trisphosphate 3-phosphatase activity; protein tyrosine phosphatase activity
Source: RefSeq, a predicted model, not a curated record
CAUGAUCUUGGAUGUGAUUCCAGAAUGGGCAGAACUUUUGCUGUGGAUUAUUCCUGAAUGCUCAGUACAUUAACAUACAGAAUUUGAUUUGAGGUUGACCAGCAUAGCUUUCGUGAUCGCUUGCUCAUGUUGUCCUACCGUGGGUUUUAAAGGGGUCGAUCAUGAAAUCAAAUCUCUUUAAAUGGGCCCUCAGGCGUCAAUACUUAGGCAAAUCGUGGCUGGGCCGCGACUCAGGCACCCCGAAGCGCGCCUUGAUUUAUGCUAUGUGACAGACGAGAUCAUAGCAACUUCGGGUCCCUCCUCAACGUACCCUCAGCGUGCUUACCGAAAUCCAACGGAUGCCCUCGUCCGUUUUCUGGAUCUAAAGCAUGGCGAAAACUGGGCAAUAUGGGAAUUCCGGGCCGAAGGCACCGGUUAUCCUGAUAAAGAGGUUUACGGACGAAUCCACCAUUUUCCGUGGCCGGAUCACCAUCCGCCUCCGUUUUCUCUCAUCCCUCCGAUGAUGGCGAGUAUGCGCAAUUGGCUCACCAGUAAAUCCAAGGGGAAACGCGUCAUCGUUGUGCAUUGCAAAGCUGGAAAGGGGAGAAGUGGCACCGCUACUUGCAGCUACUUGAUUAGCGAACAAGGAUGGAAGGCAGCAGAUGCACUGAAGCAGUUUACCGAACGUCGAAUGAGGGUCGGUUUCGGUCCUGGUGUUAGCAUCCCUAGUCAGGUUCGAUACGUUGGGUAUGUUGAUCGUUGGGCAAACAAAUACAAUAAAAAGUACGUCGAGCGUCCAGUGGAGAUCUUGGAAAUACACAUCUGGGGCCUACGACAUGGUUUGAAAGUGCAGGUAGAAGGCUUUGUGGACGAAGGCCGAAAAAUAAAAUGCUUUCACCGAUUCCAUCGCAGCGAACGAACCACUAUGGAUGGAGACAAGGAGACGCAGGGAAAGAACCUGCCGAAUGGAAAUGCUUUGCUAGCGAAACCUAAUAAAGAAGAAACUAUCUCGAAUCCUCAAGCAACGACAGCUCCGACCCCAGUGGAAACAACUUCUCCGUUCCAGGCCAUCACAGAGCCAGAGCCUCUUACUAGGACUGUUGAGAAUAUCUCCUUUUUUUCCAAAACGCCCCCUCCGCGUGCGGCUUUCUCGUCUGUGCUUCUCCGCCCACAUAAACCACUCAUUAUCCCCACUUCAGAUAUCAAUAUCGACUUUGAAAGACGUGCUACAGCCGCCUAUUCCGGGUGGACAAUGGUUACUUCCGUGGCUCACGUCUGGUUUAAUGCCUUCUUCGAGGGUGGGCAUGAGCAUGACUCUGGAGUGUUCGAGGAGGAAUGGGGAAACCUCGAUGGAAUUAAAGGAACCUCAAGCAAGGGCACUAGAGCAUUCGACAGACUGAAGGUAGUAUGGAAAUACACAGCGCCUUCUCCCGGCGAAGAAGGCGCAAUUAUUCCUGGCGGUCCACCCCUUGCUGGCCAAGUUGUCUCAGAGCCAGCACCCGGGGAGGAAGUCCAUGAAGGACAUGCGGCAGACUGGCGCGGGGCGGACGUGGUUGAAGAAGAUAAUCUGGAAUCUGGGGAACAAGCUUCAUCAGAAUCUGAUGAGAACUCUGCCCCUCAAGAUACCAACAACAAAGAAAAUCAAACAGUAGAUCGAGCACGAACCAAGCAAUUACGGACCUCUAGUUUCCCUAGCGAUUCAUUACUUCUAAAACGGAGCCCACUCUCGGUAGCUGCUAGGAGACUUGGCCUUCGUCGACGGAGCUCUGCAACGGCUGGGGUUAGCUUGGUGAACGCUCCAGGAAAUUCUGCUACUAAUACAAGCGAAAUCCAGAAACCGAGAGAAAAUAUAGGUGCCGGAGCAGCGACACGAAAUAUAAGCUCAAAGAGAAACGCUACAUAG